This is a messenger RNA of Brassica napus (rape), 3551 nucleotides long. Its product is annotated as RING-H2 finger protein ATL73. The transcript is spliced from 4 exons. NCBI's taxonomy places the organism in Eukaryota, Viridiplantae, Streptophyta, Magnoliopsida, Brassicales, Brassicaceae. The coding region runs from base 1347 to 3137 and encodes 596 amino acids. The record is from RefSeq and is a predicted model, not a curated record.
CUUCUAUUCGUAAAUGGUUUACAAUGACACUUAUCGUAAUCGUCACUGCCGGUCUUCUUCUUCCCCUUAGCCUCCUCCUUUUCCUCUUCCUUCACCGACGUAAUCUCCCCAGGCCCCUAUACGAACCCUCAGGAUUAAGCAUAGGAGCAAUAUUCGACAGUAGUCUCCCUAAUCCCCAAGAUGAACCCCCAGGAUUAAGCAUAGGAUCAAUAUUCAACAGUAGUCUACCAAAUCCCCAAGAUGAACCCUCAGUAUUAAGCAUUAUAAGAUCAAUUUCCAACGUUAGUUUCCUUGAUCCCCAAGAUGAUCCCCCAGAUGAUCCCCAAGAUGAACCCUCUGGUGGAUUAUCUUCCACACUCGUGCAGAAGCUUCCCCAAUUCAAAACUUCCAAACCAGCCAGACCAGACGGAAGCGAAUGCGUUGUUUGCCUUGAUGGAUUCAGAAAGGGACGAUGGUGUCGGAGACUUCCCGGUUGCGGACACGUGUUCCAUAGGAAGUGUGUGGACACUUGGUUCCUCAGAGCUGAUACAUGCCCAACAUGUCGAGCUAGUGUUAGGUUGACGGAGUAAGAUGCACAACAAGGAUUAUUGUGGAAGAGAUGAUUGGGUCUUGGAUAGUGUUGUUUUGGUUUUAGAAGAAGUAGUUUGCUAGACUUGUAAAGCUGUUAUUAAUGUAUUAUUCUUUAUUCAUCAUCUUCUUCACUCAACAUGACCUCAUUUAGAACUACAGAAGAAAGAUUUUAAAACCAUUUUGUUUCCUCUUAUCGAUCAAAUAAUUAGUUGAUUGCAAAAUAUACUCUCUCCAUUUUCAAAAGUAAGAUUUUCUUCUUGUUUCACAAAGAUAGAUUUUAUAUAUUUUUAAGAUAUUUUUGUAUAUUUAUGAAAAACAUUAAUCACAAAUAUUUGGAUUGAUUAGAUUUAAUUGGUGGAGAGUAAUUAGAAAGUAUAUAGAAAAAUAAAUAAUAAAUUAAACUGUAAACAUUUAUUAUAUUUUUAAUAAGUCUGAAAUCUAUAUAAAAUCUUACUUUUGGGAACGAAUGUAGUAUUUUAUUUGCACAUUAGUGAGACUGAUCAAGAAAGAUUGUGGAGUUUAUAGUUAAGUUUGAUGUGGUAACAAAAUUCAUGCUAGCUGCUUGAUACCAUAGCAAAAGGAAUUGUUAGUGAAAAGGCGUCAAAGAUUAUGAAUGGUUCUUUAGAUGGGGUAAACCAAUAUCAUAUCUAUUUAUAUUGAUCUCGUGCUGUUAGUGUAUGGAAUGAUUAUACCUAUUGUGUGAUAUCUCAUAGGUAGAAGAUCCUGAAUUGUUAGAUUAUGUUUAAAGGUCAACUCUCUCUCUGACCCGCUUCCCAAUGUCAAAUCCAUGGGCUUCUGCCCACUGUGCUUCCGCCCUGUUUCCGUCGACUCUCGCCGCCGGUGAAGAGCCUAGCCUAAUCCCCCCUCGCCCACCCGACCCUCCUGACCCUGCCAGUGCCUCCCCUCGCCUCUCUCUCACUCAUUACCCUCCUCUUUCACCAAACAACCCAACUGCUCGUGCCUUAGCCUCCCCUUCCUCCAAUACUAAGGCUCGUUCUAUCACCUCCCCUUCAACUGCCAAUCGGCUAUCUUCACCCACUGAUACAGAGAUGGAUUGUGUGGAUCCUUCCUCUGUUUCUGAAACUAGAUCUGACCUUCCCAGAUCUGUAACUACUGCUGAUUCAAACCCUUCAACUGAAAACUUUACUACCCUUCCCCCUAGGUCUAGCUCCCCCCUCCAUACAAACAACGCCUCAAACCUUCCUUCUAACCCAAAUACUGGUGAUUCAAACUCACCUUUCCCUUCCUUUCCAGAAAAACAAACUGAACCACCGUCUGCCCCAAUUCUUGAUUCCCCUCCUCUUGCACAGGGGAGCAAAACCCAACCCACUCCACCAAAGCCUUCUCUCGUUGAAAGGAUUCGACGAUUUGAAGACAAAACCCUGUCGCGCCUGGCUCCAGUUACCCUAUCAGCUUCAGGAAGGCCCUCAGUUCUUAUCCCUGAUGCUGUUUUCCAGAAAGGUGCUGAUCUCCAUAAGGACUUUAUUGUCUGUUGUUUCAACGGCAGGCCUCCUCCCUACAGUCAAAUACAAAGCGUUCUAAAUCACAUGUGGGGCAAAGGGAGAAAGCUGGAGAUUCACAACAACCCUGCUCAAAGAACAGUUUUAGUGAGGAUUCAAAGUGACUACCUCAAACAGAAGAUUCUGGAGAAAGGAUACUGGUAUGUAGGUGAUUCAAUGUUCUAUACGAUCCAGUGGACAUCCGUUCAUACAUCUCAAUCUCCAUCGCCAAAAUCAAUCCAGCUUUGGGCUCACUUAACAGGCGUCCCUCUUGACUUGCGCCAUCAACAAGGUUUAAGCUUAGUUGCUGGAUUAGUGGGAGAGCCAAAAGAAACAGAUGACUUUACUAAAAACCUGGUUAGUCUUACCCUCUCUCAUGUCAAAGUGGAGCUUGACUUGACAAAGCCUGCUCCUGAUGUGGUUGAGUUUACUCGAGAAUCUGGCGAAGUUGUGGAAGUGCUAGUCUCCUACCCCUGGCUCCCUCCUUCCUGCUCUCAUUGCAAAGAGUUAGGACAUAUUGCAAAGAAUUGCCUCCUGCUUCCAUUCGCUCAGCCCCCUCCGCCACCUGAUCGCUCUGCCAAAAAAGCCCCCUCAAACCGCAAUCUUCCUCCAAAAUAUGUCCCUAAGCAACCCACCCCUAAGCCUGGCCCUACUUCCAUCUCAACCCCUUCAGCCUCAACCGUUUCUUUUUCUCCCCCAGUGACUAUUUCUCCCCCUUCAAGUACCGUCCCUCCACCUGUAUCUUCAAAAUCACCCUCUCCUCAAUCCUUCAAACAUCUUUCCUUGCCUGUUCUCCCUGAUUUUUCCUCCCUUCAAAGUCCCCCCAACCCACGCCUAAGGCUGUCUCUAAAGCGUUCUCGCUCUGACCCUUCCUUAUCACCACCUAAUUCCUCCCUUUUGCAAUCCCAUGUCCCACCUAACCCCAUCCAAACCAGUGAACCACCACCUAAUUCCUCUCUUUUUUUAACCCUGCCCUCCUCUUCCUCUUCCUCUUUUGACCCUAACCAUUUCUCUAUUUUGGCUUCUGACUCUUCCUUUUCUAAAGGAGAGUUUCCCCCCACCUCUUAGAUGUGUACAAAACUAUUUUUUUGGAAUGUUCGGGGUCUAAAUGACACGGACAAGCAUGCCCCUUUUUGUGAUUGGCUAAAGUCCCACCAGCCUCUUUUUGGUACUAUUUUAGAAACCCAUAUAAAGGAACAGAAUCUAGCCCCUCUUAUGUCUACCCUUUGUCGUGGUUGGAAUUACUUUUCAAACCACUCCUCUGAUGAAGAUGGAAGAAUCAUUGUUGUCUGGAAGGACCCUGUAAAAGUCACCAUUUUGAACCAAUCGAGGCAGCAGGUUACAUGUGAAGUCCGUUUCCCUUAUAUCGCUCCUUUCAUUUACACAUCGAUCUAUGCUUCAAAUGAAAGAGUUGAAAGGACUGGCUUAUGGGUGGAGCUUCUCCAACUAUACCAAAUGCUAAACCUCUCAAACAUUCCCUGG